Molecule: messenger RNA, 3888 nt
Organism: Seriola aureovittata
Lineage: Eukaryota; Metazoa; Chordata; Actinopteri; Carangiformes; Carangidae
Product: melanopsin-A-like
Exons: 9
Coding region: 24-1235 (403 amino acids)
Biological process (GO): G protein-coupled receptor signaling pathway
Cellular component (GO): membrane
Molecular function (GO): G protein-coupled receptor activity
Source: RefSeq, a predicted model, not a curated record
GGAGGGCGAGGAGGUGGGGGAGGAUGAACGGCGGGAACAGCGCGCUGCUGCGGACCGCGCGGCAGAGCGACCACGGGCGGAACUGCUCUGAGACCCUCGAGCUGUCAGCGGCACCCGCGUGGAGCGGCAACGGCUCGGUGGUGGAUGCUCACCGGCUAGUGGAGCUCCAGUUUCCCGCCUCGGCCGCCACAAUGGUGGCGAUGGCGUCCAAGGCCCCACACCCCUUCCCCACAGUGGACGUCCCCGACCACGCCCAUUACACCAUCGGCUCCGUCAUCCUCGCCAUCGGCAUCACCGGCAUGGUCGGCAACUUCCUGGUGAUCUAUGCCUUCAGCAGGAGCCGCAGCCUCAGGACGCCAGCCAACAUGUUCAUCAUUAACCUGGCGAUCACAGACCUGCUGAUGUGCGUCACUCAGACGCCGAUUUUCUUCACCACCAGCAUGAACAAGAGGUGGAUCUUUGGAGAGAAAGGUUCUAAAGGUUCUAUACUGAUACUUCUUUGUGUUCCUCACAGUGUUCUCUGUGUUCUGCGUUCCUGCAGGUACGCUGACAUGUUGACUCCUUACAUGAACUCUGUUCCCGCCGUCAUUGCCAAGGCCUCAGCGAUCCACAACCCCAUCAUCUACGCCAUCACACACCCCAAGUACAGGAUAGCACUGGCCAAGUACAUCCCGUGUCUGGGCAUGUUGCUGUGCGUUCAUCCUCGUGACCUCCGCUCCACCAGCAGCAGCUUCAUGUCGACGCGCCGCUCCACCGUGACCAGCCAGACCUCUGACAUCAGCAGCCAGUUCAGAAGACAGAGCGCCGGCAAGUCCCGCCUCUCCUCGGCCUCGGACAGCGAAUCGGGUCUGACGGACACCGAGGCGGAUCUGUCCAGUAUCAGCUCCAGACCGGCGAGCCGCCAGGUCUCCUGUGACAUCAGCAGAGACACCACCGAGCUGCCAGACUUCAAACCUUCCUCCAGCUUCAAGUCCAAGAUAAAGAGCCACGACUCGGGCAUCUUUGAAAAGACGUCCUACGACACUGAUUUCUCCACGGCAGGAGUCAGUGAACGCAGCAGCAUCCCAAACAGCAGCGACUUCACUGACGGACACACGAUGAAAGGCACGAUUGGUCGAAUCCCGAGCAUCGUCAUCACUUCUGAGUCCAGCCCCUUCCUUCCCAUUGGACGAAAUGGUUCACGCACGGCCCGCCCCAAAACAGCCAAUAACAGCAUGGGGACGGGGUCUGGGUAGACUGACAGCAGCUCACGUCCAGUCAGAUAUUUUUAAAUGUAGAGUUGAAACACACCUGAGGGCUCACCUGUCAAUCAAACACAGCUAACGUCACCUCCAGAUCUCUGUGACCUCUGUGUUCUGGUUCAAAGUGAAUCACAGAGUCAGACCAGAACAGAUCUGAACCUGAACCUGAGUCAGACCAGGAUCAGGUCUCAGAUCACUGAACUUUGACUAAAAGUGUAGUUCGUGUUAAGUUGCUCUUUAAAUUGGUUCUUUUAUAAUUUAUUUAUUUUAUAUAUGAACACAGUGACGGUGCUGAGGUCUCGUCAAACCUGUGUACCUGUUGAUUCAGAGGAUGAUUUCACACAGUACCGAAGUCAGACCAGUAUCUGUUUUUGUUGAUUUUUAUCUAAAGAAGAGAAUCAUUUUCCUGCCUCUGAUUUUUGUCCCUGAGGUUCAAACUGACUCAGUGUUCAGUGUAUUUUCUCCAGGUGAGUUCAUCAGGUGAGGCUCCUCCUUCAGUCUUUUCCUUAUUAAAAUAUGAAACAACUGUGUCGAGACUUUUUCAGAACAUUUUGUGAUUUUUCUACAAAUGGUGUGUUUUCCUGUUUGUGUUCUUGUUGUUGUUUUUUAUUGUUGUUGAUGUGACAGACUGAGAACUGUCUGGGUCUCUCUGUGUCUCUGGGUCUCUCUCUGUGGGUUUCUGGUUCUCUGGGACUCUGUGGGUCUCUGUGGGUCUCUGUGGGUCUCUGGUUCUCUGGGACUCUGUGGGUCUCUGUGGGUCUCUGGUUCUCUGGAUCCUGUGGGUCUCUGGUUCUCUCUCUGGGUCUCUGGUUCUCUCUCUCUGGGUCUCUGGUUCUCUCUCUGUGGGUCUCUGGUUCUCUCUCUGGGUCUCUGGUUCUCUCUCUGGGUCUCUGGUUCUCUCUCUCUGGGUCUCUGGUUCUCUCUCUGGGUCUCUGGUUCUCUCUCUGGGUCUCUGGUUCUCUCUCUCUGGGUCUCUGGUUCUCUCUCUGUGGGUCUCUGGUUCUCUAGGUGUCUGUGAGUGAACUUAAUGGACUUUUGAAAACCCAGAUUCAGGACCCAGCUUUAAAAACCACAGACCUGUUCACUGAGCCUCAGAGGAAGAACUGCUCCAUGGUUCCUGGUUCUGAUUGUAAUGGUGUUUCUCAGCUGAUCAUCAGCUGGUGAGUGGAGCUAUUAGCUUAACAUUAGUUUUAACCAUAAAGUCUGAGUUAAAGAAGCUUUUUCACAGUUUUUAUUUUAAACAAGUUUGAAGCUAAAACAUUUUCUGGAGACUUAAUGAACCUAAUUAUAUCAUUAGCUGAUGAAUCUGUGACAAAAAAACUGCCUCCGUCACCGUGAAGUGCAAACCCGUGAGAGCUGCUGCUCCCUGUUCACCUGGAUCAGAACCAGAAACUAUCAGAGAGCUCAGCAAAACCUGGUCCUGGAGUCCCUCUGAAAGCCUGAUGGAAGGAUAAUGUCAAGGAAACCAAUUUAAGUCCUGGGAUUCACUCUUUAAACCUGACGUUUUGGGAAAUCCUCUUCUAAAGGUUCCCUAGCCUCCAGUCUUUGUGCUAAGCUAGGCUAACAGUUUCCCCUAGCCUCCAGUCUUUGUACUAAGCUAGGCUAACAGUCCCCUAGCCUCCAGUCUUUGUGCUAAGCUAGGCUAACAGUUUCCCCUAGCCUCCAGUCUUUGUACUAAGCUAGGCUAACAGUUCCCUAGCCUCCAGACUUUGUGCUAAGCUAGGCUAACAGUUCCCUAGCCUCCAGACUUUGUGCUAAGCUAGGCUAACAGUUUCCCCUAGCCUCCAGUCUUUGUACUAAGCUAGGCUAACAGUUCCCUAGCCUCCAGACUUUGUGCUAAGCUAGGCUAACAGUUUCCCCUAGCCUCCAGUCUUUGUACUAAGCUAGGCUAACAAUCCCCUAGCCUCCAGUCUUUGUGCUAAGCUAGGCUAACAGUUCCCUAGCCUCCAGACUUUGUGCUAAGCUAGGCUAACAGUUCCCUAGCCUCCAGUCUUUGUGCUAAGCUAGGCUAACAGUCCCCUAGCCUCCAGUCUUUGUGCUAAGCUAGGCUAACAGUUCCCUAGCCUCCAGUCUUUGUGCUAAGCUAGGCUAACAGUCCCCUAGCCUCCAGUCUUUGUGCUAAGCUAGGAUAAACACACCCUGGACACAGAUCUGGAUGAUCUGGUUCUACAGUCAGCAGGAUUUAUUACUCCUGUCACGAGGAGUCCUGCAGCUCUGAGUCUGAGUCCUGCAGCUCUGAGUCUGAGUCCUGCAGCUCUGAGUCUGAGUCCUGCAGCUCUGAAUCCAGCACACACACUUUUGUUAAAACCAGAUGUGAGGUCUUCUUCUGCUGUUCUCUUCUUCUUCCUCUUUGUGUCUUUCUUUUCUUCAGUGUGUGUAGUGUGCAUUUUCUGAAGGUUGUGUUGUUGUUGUUGUUGUUUAUUCAUGAGUGAAUAUCACUGUUGAUUGUAACAUGGCUCUGACCUGCUGCUCUGUGAAGAGAGGCUACAUGAAUUUCACACACACACACACACACACACUCCAGUGUUGACUAUGAUGUACAGAACUGCAGGUAUUUGAUGUGUAUUAAAAUUUGUUGUGACUGAUGAAGAUGAAGAUGUUUUCAGUUGUUAUUUAUUUUUUAAAUAAAUAUUUAUUAUUGACUGUG